Messenger RNA from Bombus pascuorum, 2353 nucleotides. Its product is annotated as ubiquitin-associated domain-containing protein 1-like. The record is from RefSeq and is a predicted model, not a curated record. Lineage: Eukaryota; Metazoa; Arthropoda; Insecta; Hymenoptera; Apidae. The transcript is spliced from 14 exons. Gene Ontology annotation, molecular function: protein binding. The coding region runs from base 304 to 2115 and encodes 603 amino acids.
UUCAUAUACGAUAUGAUUAAAAACCAUACAUGGUUUAUUCAUUACAUUUAGCAUAGUGACACUUGAAAAUGUUUCUACAAUUCAUUUCUAACCUUUAUAUCAAGAAAAUUAUGACAAUGUAGCGCGAAGGAAAUUUUAAUUAAAAUACACAUCUUAAGAAAUUUCAUGUUAAAAUUAUAACUAAUAUUUCCAUGAUUGCAAGAAUUACUUGGUGAAACUUGGGACGCAAGAAGUUUAGUAAGAACAAGCAAAAGACAAUCUGAUGAUUCAUCUUAUUAAAAUAGAUAAUUAUAAAACUAUACAAUGUCUAACUCAAAACUUGUUUUGAAUAUUAUAAGUCUUGAAGGAAUGAUCAUGAGGUUUGAUGUGACAUCAGAUAUGACUAUCAAUAACAUAAAAAAUAUUGCAAUAAAACAUUUCUACGGUAAUGAUAAAUCAAGAAGUCCAACUAACUUUCGUUUAGUUCAUACAUCUGAAUUCAAGUGGCUUAUAGAUGAUCAUAGUAUAAUUACUGAAAAAGUUAAUGAAAAUGAUGAAUUAAUGUUAAUAAAGAUACGUCCAAUACCCAUAAAUGAAAAUUCAUCUGCAGAAAUUUUGAAAGGUCCAGAUAAAGAAGUAGUACUACAAAUAACAAAAGAUUUACCUAUACGUAAUCCACCUAAACCUAUUCCAUUUCUUCCUUGUCCUGCAGAUUUUCAGAAUGAAAUACGAAAUGUUUUAAUUACACUUGUAAAAGCAUCAGCAAGGAUUAUAUCGUAUAGCCCAGAAGCACAAAAGUUUUAUGAUAUUUUAAAAGAAAAAUUAGAGGCAAGAUGUAAACCAAAUAUUAAUACAAAUGCUGCAAAAACUCUCACAGAAAUGGGUUUUUCUGAGAAAAAGGUUCUGAAAGCUCUUCACUUACGAAAAUCAAAUAUAGUGGAAGCAUUAGAAUGGUUAGCAGAACAUCAGAAUGAUCCAGAAGAUGAUGAUGAUGAUUACUUAGAUUUGAUAUCUAUUGAAAAAGGAUGUGAAAAUUUGAAGAAGGAAGAAAAUGUACUCAGCAUAGUAGAUCGUUUAUUAAAAAGUUACCGUUACUAUAGGAAGAUGAAUUUCAAACCUAGUUCUAGAGCAGUACAAUCACUAUCAGAGAUGGGAUUUGAAGAAAAGAACAUUAUUGAGGCACUAAAAAUUACUGGAAACAAUCAAAUUAAUGCUUGUGAAUGGUUACUUGGAGAAAGAAGGCAUAGUUUACAAAAUUUAGAUAAAGAACUUGAUUCAGGUAGUCAAAUUUAUAAAGUAAUCAUGAAUGAUCCAUGUAUUCAACUUAGUCUUACAAAUCCUAAUAUGUUACUUGUGUAUUUAUCACUGUUAGAAUCACCAGUAACAUUAAGUGAACGAAUAAGAGAUCCUGAAGUAGGACCAGUAUUGGAUCACAUUAUAAGAAUGUAUCAUGCCGAAAAACAUACGAUUCAUAUCAAUCAACAUGCAAUUGAUUUCUUUGUAAUAAUGGUUUAUUAUUUUACAAGUGAAGUUGUACAACCAUCGGUAACAUUAUUUAUGGGAGUCGACCAAUAUGAAAAUGAUGAUCUCAUAAAGUGGGGUUGGCCAGAAGAUGUUUGGUUUCAUGUUGACAAAUAUUCUUCAGCGCAUGUAUACCUUCGACUUCGCCUUGGUCAAACAAUAGAUGACAUACCUAGCGUAGUUUUAGAAGAUGCAGCACAAUUAGUGAAAGCAAAUAGUAUUGAAGGAAAUAAAAUGAAUGAUAUUGAUGUAGUAUAUACAAUGUGGUCAAAUCUAAAAAAAACACCAGGUAUGGAAAUAGGACAAGUUGGUUUUCAUAAAGAUAAGGAUGUUCGUAAAAUUCAUGUUGCAAAACGAAUAAAUACUAUUGUUAAUCGAUUAAAUAAAACUAAACGUUCAGAACAAGUAAAUUUAAGAGCAGAAAGAGAACAACGGGACAGAAAUGAACGGGAAGAUAAAAAGAGACUUUUGAGAGAGCAAAAGGAAAGGGAAAAGGCAGAAGAAAAACGAAGAAAGGAAGAAGCAGAAAUGAGAAGUUAUAAUUCUUUAUUUAAUACAUCUAAUAUGACAUCAAAUGUAGAAAAUAGUGGAUAUGAUUCAGAUGAUUUUAUGUGAUGAAAUUAUUAAUAUUAUUUGUAAUUCGAUUGCCUACUCAGCAUAGUUUGGAAUAAUAGAUGAAUAUAUUUAAAAGAAAAAGCAUAUAUAAUUUCAAAAUUAAAUUUGGUUGAUAUUUUAAAAGAAAAUUAUCAUUAAACAUUACGAAAAUCUAAAAUAACAAGGUAAUGUUGAAACUAAUAAAAUGUUAAUUAAAAUAUUUUUAAAACUGGAUUAAAGUACAAGUUUUGCACAAAAA